UUUGAAUCUCUUGGUUGAGUUUGAGUCUCCGGGAGGCUGAUGUGAAAGUGAAGAGUUGCGGGAUCGUUUUUUGGGGCUGGAUGCGAAGGAGAGGAACUCGAAAGCUGUUCUCGGGACGCGCUCUUCGAUGACCUGUCUUGCUGGACGCGGAAGGGUCCCGCCGCCUCACACGUGGAAGACCAGGUUCUGCAGUUAGACGGGCAAAAGUCCAUGGAGACCCUGCCUGGAGGCCUGAGCAUCAAGAUUAGACCUGCCAGCACUGCCUAACGGAUUGCUGAGGAUCAGAUGAGGUAUUUAGGUGUUCAUAUAAACGAAUCAAGAUAACCAACCAUGUCUGUCCCCGAGGAAGACCUGUGUCACCACAUGAAAGUAGUUGUUCGUGUGCGUCCUGAGAACACAAAGGAAAAGGCAGCUGGAUUCCAUAAAGUGGCCCAUGUUGUGGAUAAGCAUAUUCUAGUUUUUGAUCCCAAACAACAAGAAAUCAGUUUUUUCCGUGGAAAGAAAUCUGGAAAUCGAGAUAUUACAAAGAAACAAAAUAAGGAUCUUAAGUUUGUAUUUGAUGCUGUUUUUGAUGAAACUUCAACUCAAUUAGAAGUUUUUGAACACACUACUAAGCCAAUUCUUCGGAGUUUUUUGAAUGGAUAUAAUUGCACAGUACUUGCAUAUGGUGCCACUGGAGCUGGGAAGACCCACACGAUGCUAGGAUCAACUACUGAACCUGGAGUGAUGUAUCUAACCUUGUUAGACCUUUACAAAUCCAUGGAUGAGAUUAAAGAAGAGAAAAUAUGUAGUACCGCAGUUUCUUAUCUGGAGGUAUAUAAUGAACAGAUUCGUGACCUCUUAGUAAAUUCAGGGCCACUUGCUGUCAGGGAAGAUGCCCAAAAAGGGGUCGUUGUUCAGGGGUUGACUUUACAUCAGCCCAAGUCCUCAGAAGAAAUUUUACACUUGUUGGAUAAUGGGAACAAAAAUAGGACACAACAUCCUACUGAUAUGAAUGCCACAUCUUCUCGUUCUCAUGCUGUUUUCCAGAUUUAUUUGCGACAACAAGACAAAACAGCAAGUAUUGAUCAAAAUGUCCGAAUUGCCAAGAUGUCCCUCAUUGACCUGGCCGGGUCUGAGAGAGCCAGUGCUACCAGUGCUAAAGGGACCCGGUUCAGAGAAGGUACAAAUAUUAAUCGAUCACUUCUGGCUCUUGGGAAUGUCAUCAAUGCUUUAGCAGAUACAAAGAGAAAGAAUCAGCAUAUUCCUUACAGAAAUAGUAAGCUCACUCGCUUGUUAAAGGAUUCUCUUGGAGGCAACUGUCAAACUAUAAUGAUAGCUGCUAUUAGUCCUUCCUCUAUGAGCUACGAUGACACAUAUAACACUCUUAAGUAUGCUAACCGUGCAAAGGACAUUAAAUCAUCUUUGAAGAGCAAUGUUCUGCACCUUGACAAUCAUAUAACUCAGUAUGUGAAGAUCUGUAAUGAGCAGAAGAAAGAGAUUUUAAUGUUAAAAGAAAAACUAAAAGCCUAUGAAGAACAGAAGGCCAUGACUGAGGAAAAUAACCAAGCACAGUUAAUGAUUUCAAAUCCUCAAAAAAAAGAAAUUGAAAGAUAUCAAGAAAUACUGAAAUGCUUGUUCCAGAAUCGAGAAGAAAUUAGGAAAGAAUAUCUGAAGUUAGAAAUGUUACUUAAAGAAAAUGAACUUAAGUCUUUCUAUCAACAACAGUGCCAUAAACAGAUAGAAAUGAUGUGUUCUGAAGACAAAGUAGAAAAGGCCACUUGCAAACGAGAUCAUAGACUUGCAAUGUUAAAAACUCGUCGCUGCUACUUACAGAAGAAAAGGGAAGAAGAAUUGAAGCAAUUUGAUGAGAAUACUAAUUGGCUCCAUCGUGUCGAAACCGAAAUGAGACUCUUAGGUCAAAAUGGUGAUAUUCCAAAGGAACUCAAUAAAGAUCUUUAUUGUCAUCAUUUGCACCUCCAGAACAACGAUUUGAAAGCACAAAUUAAACAUGUGAUGGAUCUCGCUUGUCUUCAGGAACAGCAACAUAGGCAGACUGAGGCAGUAUUGAAUGCUUUACUUCCAACCCUGAGAAAACAGUACUGUUCAUUAAAAGAAGCUGGCCUGUCAAAUGCUGCCUUUGAGUCUGACUUCAAAGAGAUUGAACAUUUGGUGGAGAGGAAAAAAGUGGUUGUUUGGGCUGACCAAACUACUGAACCUGACAAGCAGAGCGAUCUACCAGGGGUUUCUAUGUUUAUGACCUUUCCACAACUUGCACCAGUUCAGACUACUUCUUGUUGCACAUCUUCAAGUGAAUCUAAUCUGCUUAACAUUCCUUCACAAAAAAGAACUCGAAGAAAACUAAUGUCUUCUCCAUUGAAAACAGAACCUACCCAGAAGUCUGCACUGUCUGAAAAUAUACAGCUCAAUGAUUCUUUCAGCAAAGAACUUCAGCCUAUUGUGUAUACCCCAGAAGACUGCAGAAAAGCUUUGCAAAAUCCAUCUACAGUGACCUUAUUAAAACCAUCGUCUUGUACUACGAGUGUUCAGGCCGCCGGCUCAAAUAUAUACAGUGAGAAUUCUCUGAAAAUGUCAUCUGAAGUAGAUCUACCUGUUAUCAGGAGAAAAGAAUAUAGACAGGAGGAUUUGGACUCCAUGUUUACUAUAUGUGAAGACACCGGGAGAUUGAACAGCAAAUUACCUGAGCAACAGUCGGUAUCAAACAAUAACAUUGUACAAAGUUCUGCAGCAAAUACUUUAACCGCUGAGGAAAAUUCUGGAUUUGCCAAACGUAUUCGACAAGAUAAUUCAAGCAAUAAGCACUUACAAGAAAACGGACCAGCAGUGGAAUAUAAAAGAAACAUCCAUAAAGUAAAGCCAAACAUGGUCAGAAAGUUUGGAAGAAGCAUUUCAAAAGGAAAUCUAAGAUAAAUCACUUCAAAAUCAACAGACAUUAAAUGGACAGCUCUGCUUUUAAGAGGGUUUCUUACCAGCACCCUUGCAGAAACGUACUUCAAGUUUUUGAAGAAGACCAUCUUAAAACUAGUUUUACCCAAAUAGCUUCAGCAAGCAGAACAUGAAAUUCCUUCACUCUUAUUCUUUGGUAUUCUAAGCAACUAAACAAUUUUAACAGAAAAGGUUAUGUUUUAAGUUUCUAAAAUAUUGGCUACCUUUUAAAAUCCCUACGUCAUCAUGGUGGUAGCUCAUUUUUGCUAUUUUGCAGCAGGUUGAUUAGGAUAUUUUAGAAAACGAUAGUGAGUUAAAUGUCAUUACUGCUUUUUGAAAAUCAGGAGAAGUUAGAGGUGAUAAAAUUAUGGCCCGGGAUGUAUUUGGUCUUACAUUAUUUUAAUCAUAUAUGUGACCUCUUUGCUAAAAUAUUUUGAUGUUCAAAUGUACAUAUAUGUUCCCAUAAAG
Molecule: messenger RNA, 3393 nt
Organism: Myotis brandtii (Brandt's bat)
Lineage: Eukaryota; Metazoa; Chordata; Mammalia; Chiroptera; Vespertilionidae
Gene: KIF18A
Product: kinesin family member 18A
Exons: 17
Coding region: 331-2910 (859 amino acids)
Biological process (GO): microtubule-based movement
Molecular function (GO): microtubule motor activity; ATP binding; microtubule binding
Source: RefSeq, a predicted model, not a curated record